AUGAAGUAUUUUACGCUGUCCUUUGUGCUGUGCUGCCUGUGCCUUCAAGUGCUGAGUGCCCCCCAGUGGGGCCAAGGAUCAGGAUUUGGCUAUGGGUUUUCUCCCUACUCGGGCUAUGGCGGCUACUCUUCGGCAAGUGCAAGUGCAAGUGCUGCGGCGAGCAGCAGUUCUGGAUACCAACAAGGAUUCGGUUCGCCCUAUGGGGGAUAUGGAGGAUAUGGGGCCUAUGGCGGAUAUGGAGGAUAUGGGGGCUACCGGCAGCAGUACAAUCAGUUUAGUAAUCAGCAAAACAGCUACGGAUCCUCCGGCUAUGGCGGAUACGGCGGCUACCCCUUUGGCUAUGGCCGAUGAGUG
Drosophila guanche is the source of this 354-nucleotide messenger RNA. Its product is annotated as neuropeptide-like protein 31. The transcript has 2 exons. Bases 1 to 351 code for a protein of 116 amino acids. NCBI's taxonomy places the organism in Eukaryota, Metazoa, Arthropoda, Insecta, Diptera, Drosophilidae. The record is from RefSeq and is a predicted model, not a curated record.